Messenger RNA from Prunus armeniaca (apricot), 348 nucleotides. The record is from the annotation of a GenBank genome assembly. Lineage: Eukaryota; Viridiplantae; Streptophyta; Magnoliopsida; Rosales; Rosaceae.
AUGGUCCUCGAGGAGGUGACACAAACCUUCCGAUCGGCAAGGGCGUUGCAGAUCGAUUUGGGUGUUCGCAGAGGUGACGUCAAGCUUCCCAUUCGGCAGGGGCGUUGCCGAUCAAUUUCGGAAGGUCUGGUUGUCCUUCACGUUCCGUGGCGGCCUUACCGAUUGACAAUCGGUUUGGUGGGCUUGGGUGUCUUGAGAGAUGUUGGCAAAGAGAAGUUUUGUCAUUUAAGAGUCCCCCUGUCAUCAGCUUGCUGUUCAGGAGGUAUGGAGAUGGUUUUGGGAUGUCCCAUAUUUUCGGUUGACGGCCUACCGAAUGGCAGCUAUGACGUCACGCUUGCCGAUUGGUAG